Molecule: messenger RNA, 2127 nt
Organism: Trifolium pratense (red clover)
Lineage: Eukaryota; Viridiplantae; Streptophyta; Magnoliopsida; Fabales; Fabaceae
Product: protein WHAT'S THIS FACTOR 1, chloroplastic
Exons: 2
Coding region: 208-1686 (492 amino acids)
Molecular function (GO): RNA binding
Source: RefSeq, a predicted model, not a curated record
UCAAGCCAUGAUGAAUGGUACCCAUUUUGAGUCCUUCAAUUUUCAUUCAACGUUUUCUCCGAAGCAAAAUAGAAAAACAGAGAGAGAAGCCCGAAACAAUUCAUACCCGCUUGAAGAAGGGCCAAAAUAUUUGCAGAGACUCUUCCACAGCCUCCUUGAUUGUCUGCAACUGAAUGGUUCAUUGAAUUAGUGGUUGAAGCUUUAAAUAUGGCGGCAUUGUGCCAUCCUUUCUUAUUCAGCAAUAAUGGACCGGUCACUUCCCUAAGUUCCACCUUUCUUCCUGGGACAACACCAUUAUCGUUUUCCAUUAAUAGAAAACAAAAACCGUGUAACCUUAAAAAUGUCUCGGUUUCAAUUUCUUGUUCGUCUCUCAAGACUGUAUGUGACCGUACUCUUGAUAGACAUGUUGUCAUGAAGAACAGAAUCCGAUUUGUUCAAAAGCUUAAAACUUUGCUUCUUUCUAAACCAAAACAUUAUAUUCCAAUUCAUGUUUUGUCCAAGUGUAGGGCUUAUCUUUCCCUUCAUAAGCCUCGUUCCUUACUUUCUAUGAUCCAUCGAUAUCCUUCCAUUUUUGAACCAUUUACUAUCCCAUGGCCACCUAAACCUCUCAAUGCAACAAAGUUAUAUCCUCAACUCUGUGUUCGUUUAACUCCGGCUGCAGCUGCUCUAGCAGCUGAGGAAUUGAAUCUUCAAUCUUCCAUUUCAACAGUAUUGGCAAACAAACUCCAAAAACUUCUUAUGCUAUCUUCUCACCACCGGUUACUUCUGGCAAAAUUGGUCCACCUUGCACCUGAUCUUGGUCUCCCUCCUAAUUUUAGAUCCCGGUUGUGCAAUGACCAUCCGGAGAAAUUCAAAAUUGUCGACACUUCCUAUGGCCGUGCACUUGAGCUUGUAUCAUGCGAUAUCAACUUGGCAAAGCCUUUACCGCCUCGUGAGUCCCAUUCUCUUGAUUUUAUAGUUGACCGACCUUUGAAGUUCAAACAAUUGAGACUUCGAAAGGGGCUUAAUUUAAAAAGGCCUCACCAGAAUUUCUUGCUAAAGUUUGAAGAAGUGCCAGAAGUGUGCCCCUAUAGGAACCCCGCCGAGUGUUUGGUCAAGGAAUCAAUUGAGGAAGAAAAGAGAUGCUGUGCUGUUGUAAGAGAAGUUCUUGGAAUGACAAUUGAAAAGAGGACUUUAAUGGACCACUUGACCCAUUUCAGAAAGGAGUUUGGCCUCCCAAACAAGUUGAGAGGAAUGAUUGUGAGGCAUCCGGAAUUAUUUUAUACGAGUUUGAAAGGGCAAAGAGACUCAGUUUUCCUAGUGGAGGGGUUUGAUGAGAAAGGUAACUUAUUAGAGAAGGAUGAGGUUUCAGCCUUACAAGAUAAAUGGAUUUACUUAGCAAGGGAGUCCAAGAGAAUGAGAAGAGAGAGAAGGAAGGCUAGGAUUGAUAAAGAUAUUGGAAGGUUGAGUAAUGUUAAUCAAAAUCAUGAUGACAGCGAUGUUGAUUAUGAUGACGAUAUUGAGAUUGAUAAUUUUGAAGAUGGUUAUGAUGAUGGCUUUGAUGAUAUAUUUGAAGACUUGAAUUUUGACGCUGAAGAUUAUGACCUGGGAAACAAUUUAUUUGCCAAAAAUAUUGGAGAGUUUUGGACUGCAGGACCUUUUCCAACUCAAAAUGGUUUGGAUGGAGAGCAAAAGCAACCCUGGUAAUUUUCAAAGGGAAGAAUGCAAUUCUCCUAUGUUAAGUAAAGGUUGGGAUUGGGAUCAAGUUUUGAUCUGGCAAAAGGGAAUGAGUUCCAGCAUGCCUGUACUAUAUUAUGAUGCAGAUAAUGGUCUAUGCUGGACAUUGAUUAUAGAUCAUUUCAAAGUAAGAUCGUGUCUAUAAUAAGAUUCGAGUAAAAAUUAGAAAGUUCCAAGGCAUUUGUACUUGUACAUAUAUUAAUUGUCUUUAGAACAUUAGCUAACAUUAUUUUUUGGUUUUUUUUUAUAUUUUAUUUCAGUAUUAUAUUUAUAACUUGGUAUAUAUUAUACUAUAUGAUAGUGAUUUUGUAAAUAAGCUGUGACUCUGGCAGAAGGGCCUUCCCAUAAUGUUUGGCUGCUGCAUUGAAUAUGGUAAAUACAAUCAAUGAGAGACGAAUGUCUCUUGUCAAA